AUGCUUUCUCUCCCCCUUCCCCUUCUCUUGGUUGCGCUCGUGGUCGUGGUGGCACAGGUGGCCUCGCAGCUGUUGGGCGCGUCAUGGCGGAAGCCGAAUAUCACAACCUCGCUCGAGGACCGCAUCCGGCUGGCCCAAGGGGCCCUCUCGCAAGCCAUCUCGCAGCUGGAUAGUGCCACCUUGGCGUUUCCGGACCCCGCGACCACCUAUGGCCUCUCCGGCGCUCUUUACUCCCAACUCGCAGAGUUCGACCAGCUCACGAACCAGUCGCGGUACGCCAUCACUCUCGGGGGGUACUUUGGCUCCGCGAAGGCGGUGACGGCAGCAAACUUCUCGGGCCCUUAUGUACUUAAUAAUGGCCUGAACUUCGGAUAUGGAGCUGUUGUCGCAUAUAAGACAUAUAAGACAUAUAACAGCUCCUUGUUUCUCCAAUUUGCGAUCGAAGCGUGGUCGGCAGCAGUUCCCUACACGAUCACACAGGCGGCGCUUGAUGCGGGCAAGAUGGCGAACAAGAGCUUCACGUUGAGCCCUUCGUGUCAAGGCGUUAGCAUGGCCGGCGGAGCUUUCUAUAGCACGGACCCCGUCAAUACUGGUGUUGUCGUUAUUGCCACCGGUGGCUUCUUUGUCCUUUCGGCUUUGUUGGCAGAAGCGACCGCGGACGCGAAGUAUCUUUCGGCGGCCGUGCAGUCCAUGUCUUUCAUCCGUGCACACCUGUACAACGGCGAGGGCCUCGUGAUAGACGGGAUGUCAGCGAGCGCUACCGACAAUUGUGCGUUGAGCACUUUGGGUCUUUUGCCCUACAAUUCCGGUCUCAUGGUCGAGGGAUUGGCCGUCUUGUACUCGAUUUCACAUAACACAACCUAUCGCAACAUGCUUGAUGACCUUAUAACUGCCUCUCUUGCAACGACAGGCUGGCAGAAUGUUAGCGCAUGGAGGUGCGCAUGUGACGAGCAAGCACGCAUGGCGGUUAUGAACAUAUGA
This is a messenger RNA of Mycena indigotica, 981 nucleotides long. Its product is annotated as Glycoside hydrolase family 76 protein. Lineage: Eukaryota; Fungi; Basidiomycota; Agaricomycetes; Agaricales; Mycenaceae. The record is from RefSeq and is a predicted model, not a curated record. Bases 1 to 981 code for a protein of 326 amino acids. Gene Ontology annotation, biological process: carbohydrate metabolic process. The transcript has 10 exons.